AUGGCGGUUCCUGCAUGGCCCGCCACGGAAGGCACCAUUGAAGGAUUCAGCGAGAUCUGGCUGUCGGUCUUCCUGUGGACGGUCGCUUCCACGGUGCUCGUCUAUGUCAUUGGCGGCUUUGUCGCCUUCUUCUCGUUCAACAAGCUCCGACUCGCGGGCUUCCUGCCAUUCCUCUUCCUCGUCAUGGGCCUGCUCGUCUCGGUCAUCAUUGGCGGCAUCUCGUCGGUCGCAGUCGCGGGCGUCUUUGUCUCGGGCGCCUUUCCAUUCCCAAUCCUGCAGUCCGUCUUCUACGGCCUCGGUCUCACCACCAUCUACCUGUUCUUUACCUUCACCAAGCUCUACGCCACGCUAUGA
This is a messenger RNA of Capsaspora owczarzaki ATCC 30864, 354 nucleotides long. RefSeq lists its product as hypothetical. The transcript has 2 exons. The coding region runs from base 1 to 354 and encodes 117 amino acids. The record is from RefSeq and is a predicted model, not a curated record. NCBI's taxonomy places the organism in Eukaryota, Filasterea, Ministeriida, Capsasporidae.